AUGGCGACAACGACAGAAAACAUCAGUGUGGACUUGGAUCAGCUCCUCACACGACUCUCAAACACACUCCUCUCCCCGACAGCAGAUGACACGCAUCUCCGCACCACUCCUUAUGAACGCAAUCGCAUCAGUGCUAAUGUCGAAUACGCACGAACUCUCCUCCUCCGCCUCGAACACACUUCCUCGGACCUAAAAAUCGCAACCCAAAAGACCGCCCUACAAUCCUCCCUCCAACAAAAGCGCGACCGCAUAAAACAGCUAAACACCCGGCUCAUCGAAUUAAACCAACUCGCUUCCUCUCAAGACGAUUCCUCCAGUUCAGAAGACGAGGACGAUGAAGACGACGAAACCAGAGCCAGGGAAUUCGCUCCUGCAGUUAGAACAAGCGAUACUCUAGACACAGAUCCAAGUCUUACGUCGCCACAGCAAGCAGCACAAGAUCUGGCAACUACAUUAAGAAAGAGAAACACAAAUGCGUUGGACAGCAAUGCACCCCCGGACACUGCAACAACUUCUGCUUUGUUCGGCGCCCGUACACCCACAAACCUCUCAAAUACAGGAGACAAACUCUCCACCGAACAAAUCCUAGACUCUGCAACUCGCGAUCAAGAUACACUGACAUCCUCGCUCGUUGCAUUAGCGCAAAGGUUGAAGCAAAGCUCCCUCUCCUUUGCCUCUUCAUUGGAGUCUGAAAAGGAAGUGCUGAGGAGAGCGGAAACGGGCUUGGAUAGGAAUAGUAUGGGUAUGGAGGCGGCGGGGAAUAGGAUGGGUAUGUUGAGGAGGAUGACUGAAGGGAAAGGGUGGUGGGGAAGGAUAAGGCUGUAUGCUAUUAUUGCUGGUCUUUGGAUUAUUGCGUUUUUGUUUGUAUUCGCUGGGCCGAAAUUGAGGUUUUGA
Messenger RNA from Aureobasidium subglaciale EXF-2481, 894 nucleotides. RefSeq lists its product as uncharacterized. Gene Ontology annotation, cellular component: SNARE complex; endoplasmic reticulum. The transcript is spliced from 2 exons. Lineage: Eukaryota; Fungi; Ascomycota; Dothideomycetes; Dothideales; Saccotheciaceae. Gene Ontology annotation, biological process: retrograde vesicle-mediated transport, Golgi to endoplasmic reticulum. The record is from RefSeq and is a predicted model, not a curated record. The coding region runs from base 1 to 894 and encodes 297 amino acids. Gene Ontology annotation, molecular function: SNAP receptor activity.